Molecule: messenger RNA, 745 nt
Organism: Gavialis gangeticus (Gharial)
Lineage: Eukaryota; Metazoa; Chordata; Crocodylia; Gavialidae
Gene: NDUFB1
Product: NADH:ubiquinone oxidoreductase subunit B1
Exons: 2
Coding region: 13-192 (59 amino acids)
Cellular component (GO): mitochondrion
Source: RefSeq, a predicted model, not a curated record
ACCCCCGCGGCCAUGGCGCUGGAGGUACUCAAGCUGGUGCGCAACUACUGGGCGGCGACACUGGUGCCGAUGGGCUUCGUGAUUGGCUGGUGGCUGGACCGGCGCAACGACAGAUCCCUCACCACCUGCCGCAACCGCAGCGCGCUGUACAAGAGGGAGCUGAAACCAGGUGAAGAAUUUACUUGGAAAUGAAAGACUUCAAUGAAGCGGGAAGUGCUUUGAUGCAGUUAAAUCUGUGUAUAACAAGUAGAUGAAGUAGUUAUUGUGUCUUCCCUGGAACAGAAACCAUGUCUUUAUUCUUCUCGUACUCUGUUUCUAAGGUAACUAAAAGGACUGUAUCAUGACUUACAUCUGCCAACAUAAUUUUCUGUUUGGUUUUCUUCUUGAGCAACAGUUUUAUCAUAUAAUGAGGAUUAUAUCCUAUUCAGAAAUACUUUUUUCCCCAUGAUGAAUAUUGGUUGGGGGAGAAUUCGACAGACACCUGUGCAAAGAGCGCUUCAACCUAUGGUCAUUGAUCAUUUUGUGAAGUUUCCUAUGUAUAAAGAAUCAACCUUAAAAAGAAACUUGUUAGGCUUACUUAUUCUGUGAAUUGGUAACACUUCUUCCAAAAAAAUCCAGUUGGGGUUAUUUCUCUUUCAGGUUUAAACUUUUUCCUUUAGUAUUUGCAACUUCAGCUUUGUAGUUAGUGCAUGGGAACCAGAAAGUAAAACUAAUUGGGGACUUAUUAAAAACAACGAUGAAACUG